UCGGCGCGUGACACACCGAGCGAGCUGUGAUGUGGUAACCUCGGUUGAAGGGCCUCGAGGGAGACGGUAACGAAUCGUACACAAGGCUGGCGGGAGCUAACACACCCUCUACUCGGGCAACCGCUGGAGGCACGGCAGUCAUGAUGAACCCCCGUGACGAUUACAGGAAAAACAUCAUUGGAGGCCAAGCCAGGGACUCCGUUUCUGACGAGUCCGAAGGCGAUGCAGGCGUGUGUGGCACGAUUCUCACAGCCCUCUCCUGGGCCCUCAUCAUCUGCACCCUGCCCUUCUCGCUGUGCGUCUGUUUCAAGGUGGUGCAAGAAUAUGAACGAGCUGUGAUAUUUCGCUUGGGACGACUCAUGUCCGGAGGUGCGAAGGGACCAGGAAUAUUCUUUAUCUUGCCUUGCAUCGAUGCCUAUGCUAGGGUAGACCUUCGCACCCGAACCUACGAUGUCCCUCCCCAGGAGGUUCUCACGAAAGACAGCGUCACAGUGUCUGUGGAUGCUGUGGUGUACUACCGUGUUUCCAAUGCCACAGUCUCUGUGGCCAAUGUGGAAAAUGCACAUCACUCCACUCGCCUGCUGGCGCAGACCACCCUGAGGAACACGCUGGGCAUGCGACCUCUGCAUGAGAUUCUCAGUGACAGGGACACCAUAUCCAGCAGCAUGCAGCUCACACUGGACGAGGCGACAGAUGCCUGGGGCAUAAAGGUGGAGCGUGUUGAGAUCAAGGAUGUCCGUUUGCCUGUACAGCUUCAGAGGGCUAUGGCAGCUGAAGCCGAGGCUGCACGGGAAGCUCGUGCGAAGGUGAUUGCUGCUGAAGGUGAACAGAAGGCCUCACGAGCCUUACGUGAAGCCUCUGAAGUUAUUGGUGAUUCUCCAGCUGCAUUGCAACUGCGCUAUCUUCAGACUCUGAACACCAUCUCGGCAGAGAAGAAUUCCACAAUUGUAUUUCCUCUACCUAUUGACCUUCUCACCUACUUCGUGAAGGCUCAAGAAGCUGUGUCCAAAUAGUAGAUACACAAUUCUCUUCUAUCAGUACUGAUAGAAAGGAAAAAUUUGUCUUAAAACAUUCCUGGAAGAGGUAACAUAUGGUGUACAAGAACAAAUACAGUUUUCUUGGGAAUAUCUACUGAAACCAAUUUACUGGUGUGAAAGUAUAUCUCUAAAUGUUCAUUUCACAAAAAUAAACCUCAAUCUUAGUGUUCAAAAUAAACUUUCUUUAAAAUUUCCUAUUAGCUCAUAUAUCAGUUUAAAUUAAACAGUUGGCCAAGUCUGUGCUCCCAACCAAGAUGGCUUCAGUUGGCAAGCCUCCAUCCUAAUGUGCUGCCUACUUACAUGUUCAUAACAGGGACCUGUACCAGCAGGCGCAAAUCAGAGUAGUGAAUCUAAGGGGAAUGCUCAAACAUGUUGAAUACUGUCAGUUCUGUGGACUGACUUUUCAAAAAGGCAAGGGUUUUUUUGUGUGAUAUAUUGCCUUAGUCAACUGUUGUCCAAGGCUGUGUAUAUAGUAAGCAGGAGACUGAUGUCUGCAACAGGGUGCUCCUGUCCUACAAAUAUAAAGAUCAAGGAGCAAGCAAUAAUUAAUUAUUUUCUUUCAAUGGGGUACUGAACUUGAAGCUGGAAAACAGUGUAAUCAGUUAAUAUUUAUUAAAAAGUAAAAAUGUGAUACUGAAUACAGUGUCCGGUUCCAUAAAUUUUUAUAGGGUGCUAGAAUAAGAAUACAUUUCCUUAUUACGUGUGUGGCUUGUCCCCAUACUAUGGAAGAAAUAUGUUCUUAAAAAUGUGUAUCAUGAAAUUUCAUAAGAUGAGCCCUAUUUUUAUGAUGACUCUUAUGUUAGAAGUGGAGAUAUGUUCCUAA
Cryptotermes secundus is the source of this 1860-nucleotide messenger RNA. RefSeq names its product band 7 protein AGAP004871. The transcript is spliced from 10 exons. The record is from RefSeq and is a predicted model, not a curated record. NCBI's taxonomy places the organism in Eukaryota, Metazoa, Arthropoda, Insecta, Blattodea, Kalotermitidae. Bases 141 to 1013 code for a protein of 290 amino acids. Gene Ontology annotation, cellular component: plasma membrane.